AUGGCUUUCCUGAUUCUCGUCCUGGGUGAUAUCCACAUCCCCGACCGAGCUCUCGACUUUCCCGCCAAGUUCAAGAAGCUCCUCGCGCCCGGCAAGAUUGGCCAGACGCUGUGCCUAGGCAACCUGACCGACAAGAACACGUACGAGUACCUGCGCUCCAUCGCCCCGGACCUCAAGAUUGUCAAGGGCCGAUACGACGUCGAGGCCACGUCGCUUCCACUGACGCAAGUCGUCACGCAUGGCGGCAUCCGCGUCGGCUUCCUCGAGGGCUUCACGCUCGUCUCGAGCGAGCCCGACCUGCUGCUCGCCGAGGCCAAUCGUCUCGACGUCGACGUCCUCUGCUACGGGGGCACCCACAAGUUUGACGCCUUUGAGUACAUGGACAAGUUCUUCGUCAACCCGGGUAGCGCCACCGGCGCGUUCCUCAACGGCUGGGGUGACGACGGUGAGGGCGCGACCCCGAGCUUCUGCCUGAUGGAUGUCCAAGGAAUUUCUCUUACAUUGUAUGUCUACCAGCUCAGAACAGAUGAGCAAGGAAACGAGACGGUCGCGGUGGAAAAGGUCACAUAUACAAAGCCGGUCCCGCAAACAGGGAAUGCGUCAUAG
Messenger RNA from Cordyceps militaris CM01, 606 nucleotides. RefSeq names its product retrograde transporter. Gene Ontology annotation, biological process: retrograde transport, endosome to Golgi; intracellular protein transport. Lineage: Eukaryota; Fungi; Ascomycota; Sordariomycetes; Hypocreales; Cordycipitaceae. Gene Ontology annotation, cellular component: retromer complex; endosome. The coding region runs from base 1 to 606 and encodes 201 amino acids. The record is from RefSeq and is a predicted model, not a curated record. The transcript has 3 exons.